Messenger RNA from Nannospalax galili (Upper Galilee mountains blind mole rat), 945 nucleotides. Its product is annotated as olfactory receptor 5B2-like. Gene Ontology annotation, molecular function: odorant binding; olfactory receptor activity. Gene Ontology annotation, biological process: G protein-coupled receptor signaling pathway; sensory perception of smell. Gene Ontology annotation, cellular component: membrane. The record is from RefSeq and is a predicted model, not a curated record. The transcript has a single exon. Bases 4 to 945 code for a protein of 313 amino acids. Lineage: Eukaryota; Metazoa; Chordata; Mammalia; Rodentia; Spalacidae.
CUAAUGAAUAACGGGACAGAAGUGACACAGUUCAUCCUGCUGGGAAUCACUGAUGACCCAGACCUGCAGGCUCCCCUCUUUAUCACCUUCCUCCUCAUCUACACCAUCACUCUUUGGGGGAACCUGGGCAUGAUCCUGCUGAUUUGCAUGGACUCUCAGCUCCACACUCCCAUGUACUGUUUCCUAGGUAACCUUUCUCUGGUGGACUUUUGUUACUCCUCAGCUGUCACUCCCACAGUCAUGGUUAGACUCCUCACAGGUGAUACAGUUAUUUCCUACAAUGACUGUGCUGCUCAGAUGUUCUUUUUUGGAACCUUUGCUACUGUAGAAAAUUACCUGUUGGCCUCCAUGGCUUAUUAUCACUAUGCAGCAGUGUGCAAGCCCCUGCACUAUGCCACCACCAUGACUACAGGUGUCUGUGCAUUGCUGGUCAUUGGCCCAUAUGUCAUAGGUUUCCUGAAUGCCUGCAUUCACGUUGGGGACAUAUUCAGUCUCACUUUCUGUAAGUCCAACAUGGUCCACCACUUUUUCUGUGAUGUUCCAGCACUCACGGUUCUUGCUUGCUUUGACAGUGAGAUUAGUGAACUGGUUCUUCUUUGUGUUGAGAGUUUAAAUAUCAUUUUUUCUGUCAUGGUUAUCGGGACUUCUUACAUGUUCAUUUUUGUCACCAUCCUAAAGAUGCACUCAGCCGCAGGCCAUCGCAAGGCUGUGUCCACCUGUGCCUCCCACUUCACUGCAGUCUCCAUCUUCUAUGGAAAUUUCAGCUUCAUGUACUUAAAGCCCAGCUCCAGUCACUCUAUGAACACAGACAAAAUAGCAUCUGUGUUCUACACCAUGGUCAUUCCCAUGCUGAAUCCUCUGGUCUACAGCCUGAGGGACACAGAAGUCAAGAGUGCAUUCUUAAAGGUAACGAGUGCAUUCUUUUGUUGGAGGCAUGAUUUUUAG